AUGCAGGAGUAUACAAGCUUGAUUGAAAUGGCUAACGAAAAUCAGAAAAAUUGUAUUAUCACGAGGAUCAAUCACUCUUUUUGUCUUUUAUGUGAUGAAUGUCUAAAAGAAAAUGAAACAAUUCAAUUGCAUAACGAAUGUAAUUCCCACAAAAGGAAUUUGGAAUUAAAUACACCCUUGGAAAAAUAUAAAGAUGACUGUAUCCGUCAGGUAAAGAAAGGAUUUUAUUGUGUAUCUUGUGACAUUUUGUUCGCAACAAAACAAGCAAUAAACCGGCAUGUGAAUGAAGUGACUCAUAUAAACAAUAAAGGACUGCUGCUGCUGAAGAAGGUUGAAAAUGGGGUGGUUGCAUUCAAUACUAUAUUUAUAGAAGAUAAAGCUUGGCAUGGUCUAAUUGACAACACUUGCAUCAUUUGCAACAUUGAUAUUCCAGAUGAAAACAGUCACAAAAAUAAUUCUUCACAUAUUUUCAAUUUAAUUCAAAAUAAACCGGAGUUUAAUGAAAACCAUGAAAUUUUUCGUAAGGUGGACGUUCAAUUUUAUAACUGCCUAGUAUGUAAUUCACUAGUCAGUAAGGACACAUUAUCCAAGCAUUUCAAAACAGACUUCCAUAUCGAAAAAUACACGAAAUGCAAGGAAUUAUAUAGCCAAUUGAAAACCAGUAAUCCAAAAAAUCUCAGUAAAAAUGAUGUCAUUGAUAAUAAAAAAAAUACUCCAACCACUGUACGAGAUACAUUAUUAAAGCAUAAAAUUGAGCUUAAUGCAAAUGAUAAAGGCACGCUAAAAAAUGAGGAAAGUGAUAAUAAAGAGAUUAUUAAAACAACAAUAAAUAAAGAGGAAACUGAUCCCAUUUACCUAUAUAAUGAAUCAAAAAAAGACAAUGCAAAAGACUCAUUAUCAAACAAAAUUGAAGAAAAUCAUAAAAAUAUAUCUACCAAGGUAGAGGACGAAAGUAUUGAGCAAGAACCAAGUCAAUCUAAACUUCAUGAACCUCGUGAAGCAAUAAAAAUUGCAUAUAAAUUUGCAAAAGAAAAUGGAUUGAAAUAUAGUCAUGGAAAGAGAAAUGCUUACUGUAAUGCUUGUGAUGAAAGAAUUUCAUCAUCCUUCAAAAAGAUGGAGGAUCAUGUUUCAAAUGCAGUGCACAAAGAAAAAUUUUUAAAAUCGCAGCAGAGAACCGUAACCAUACCACUGAAUGAAUUUAUAAAAACUGAAAUUCUAAUUGUAACUGAUUUUGAUGCAAAUUUUGUAAUAUUAAACAAAAGAUUUUGCAUAUUCUUUUCAAGUUUUCACAUGAUUACUCACAACGAAAAUACAGUAAGAUGUCAACUGUGCGAGACAAAUAUUGUGCUUUCAUUAGAAUUACACGCGGACACUCAACAUCACAGAACAUUAUUGAACAAAACUGAAGUAAUUGUUAGUUGGAAAAACGAAUUUAUAAGAAAGAUUCGCGACGGUAUCUAUCACUGUGGAUUUUGCAAUACAAUCGCGUCAACGUCGGAAGAGUUGCAAAGCCAUCUAAUGGCAAUAUCUCACGAAGAAACUAAAAAGCCUGCUUUUACACUUUUAAAUAAAUUUCUGAUUGAAAUAGAAAAUGAUAGAAGAAAAAGAGACAUGUUAGCUAUGAUGUUACUACAUACCAUGUUAUUACGAUGA
This is a messenger RNA of Parnassius mnemosyne (clouded apollo), 1653 nucleotides long. Lineage: Eukaryota; Metazoa; Arthropoda; Insecta; Lepidoptera; Papilionidae. The record is from the annotation of a GenBank genome assembly.